UAGACGCCGCUUAUAAGACUCACGGAUAUAAGGUUCAGUCGCUUAAUAGACUCAAAAUCGUCUAGAACGGUCCGGACGUAUGCAAAUACAUUAAAAAAAAAUCGGUUAUAAGACUCAACACUUCGGUUAUAAGACUCAAAUUUCGUAUAAUAAAUAGUAAAAAAUAAACUUUUUUGGUUAUAAUUUAGAAUUAAAUUGGUAUUGAAAAAUUAAAUAAUAUUCGUGUUGAUUAUUUCUAGUUUCUGUUGGUACCUUAUAACGUAUAUAUAAUAAUUUUUAUCGCAGAUAAAAGUUCACAUUUAUCGCAAUGAUUAUCGUUAUUAUAGUGUACUGAUUAUCUGGCGGCUGCACAGUUAUCGUAAUUACGGGUACAUAAAUACACACACGUACACGUGCACAUGUACAUACUCAGUUAUCAUUGCAGUCAACGGUAUAAUUGUUGUACAAUGAACGAUCAGUCGGUAUUCGAAUUUCAACGUGUGCUUUUAUUGUUGUUAGCAUGAGUGCUAAUACGCGACGUGCUCUUAGUUUGAAUGACAAACUAGACAUUUUAAGAAAAUAUGAUCAACUUCCAAAGAUGGGACAACGUGAUGCAGCAGUUAGGCUGAACAUUUCACAAUCGGUAUUGGGUAGAAUAUUGAAGAAUAGGGAAGACAUUGAAUGUGAAGCAUUACAAAAUGAGUCGCUAAGUCGAAAAAGGAAAAGAUGUGGAAAGGAUGAUACUGUUGAACGUGCAUUGAAAGAAUGGUUCGUAAAAGUUAGAAAUAAAGAUGCUCGCGUGUCAGGUCCUUUGCUUCGCCAAAAAGCUGAAGAAUUGGCAGAAAAAAUGGGGAAGGUUGACUUUAAAGCGACAGAGGGGUGGUUCCAUCGGUGGAAAAAAAGAGAAAAAAUUUGUUACCAAAAAAUGCACGGAGAACAAGGUGACGCAGAUUUUACGGGUGCACAUUUUUGGCUAGAAAAUGAAUGGCCUUCACUCAUCUCCGAAUUUUCACCCUCUGAUGUGUUUAAUGCUGAUGAGACUGGCCUGUACUUUAGAGCACUACCUGAGCAUACUUAUGUUCUUCAAAAUAACAAAGCAAAGGGAACAAAAUCUUCUAAAGAACGAAUAACGAUCUUGUGUUGUGCCAGUAUGACGGGAGAAAAAAAGAAACUGCUUGUUGUCGGGAAAAGUAAGCAACCUCGUUGUUUCAAAGGAAUUAAAGCUUUACCUGUUGAUUAUACAGCGAAUAAAAAUGCAUGGAUGACUCAAGAAAUCUUUAGUCAGUGGUUGAUUAAAUGGGAUAAUGAAUUAGACAGAAAAAUUAUACUUUUAGUAGACAAUUGCACAGCUCACAAUGUAAGUUUAAACUUGAAAAAUAUAAAACUGGUUUUUUUACCGGCUAAUACCACAUCACUUAUUCAGCCUUGUGAUCAAGGAAUUAUUCGUACACUUAAAGCUUACUAUAGAUUAAAAAUGAGAAAAAGGGUAAUUACUCUCAUUGAUGAAAUGUUUGAAUGUGAGUCAACUUCGACUUUAAAGGCUAAUGACCUUUCCAAGAAAAUCAACAUUCUCGAAGCCUUACACUUUGUCAACGAAGCGUGGAAUAAUAUUAGUGAUGCGACUAUUCGAAAUUGUUUUCGUCACGGAGGCUUCGUCAAAACUGAGGAAGAGGACGAGGAAGAAGAAGAAGAUGACCAUAGUAAAGACCUCGCUGACAAAACAUAUGAGGAUUGGAUGGAUAUAGAUCAUGAUCUCCAAACUUCUGAAGAGUAUUCUGAGGACCAAAUUUGUCAGUCUAUUAUAAAUGAAAUCACCAAUAACAACGAUGAGGAGAAUGACGAAAGCGAUGAAGAAGAAGUCGACGUCGUGGUUAAACCACCAUCAAAUAAAGAGGUUCUGGAGGCUUUAGACGUGAUAAGGAGAGCUGUCCAUCACCGUAGUAAUAAUUUUAAUAUACAAUACGAAUACGAACAGUAUAUUUUCGGAAUAUUGGAACAAAAUAAAAAACAAACUAAAAUUACAAAUUUUUUUCAAAAAUAAUUUUUAUGAUAUUUUUAUUUGUAAUAUUUACCUAUUAUAAUUUAAUUUUUUUUUAUCGGGAUUAUUAAAUUUAUUCAAUAAUAAUAAAGUAUGUAAUGUGUAAUAUAUGUUAAUGUAUUAAAAUCAAAGCAAAAUAUGUAGUAAAAUAAAAUUUAUAAAUACGUAAUUAAUUUUUUUUUUCACUUCGCCUAUAAGAUUCAUUCGGUUAUAAGACUCACUUUGUGCUGGUCCCAAAGUGAGUCUUAUAAGCGGCGUCUACU
This is a messenger RNA of Aphis gossypii (cotton aphid), 2280 nucleotides long. Its product is annotated as tigger transposable element-derived protein 6-like. Gene Ontology annotation, cellular component: spliceosomal complex; nucleus. The coding region runs from base 500 to 2020 and encodes 506 amino acids. Gene Ontology annotation, molecular function: DNA binding. The transcript has a single exon. The record is from RefSeq and is a predicted model, not a curated record. Lineage: Eukaryota; Metazoa; Arthropoda; Insecta; Hemiptera; Aphididae. Gene Ontology annotation, biological process: mRNA splicing, via spliceosome.